ACCCUGUCCCAGGCCAAUGGUUUGUUUCCCAUCUUCUGGACAUCGGGGACCUGUAUAAAAUAGCACGCGAUCUAGAUCACCGCCCCCCCUUUGGUUUCUUUCACCCAUGAGAGAGGACACCUGUUCACCUUUCCAGUUCAGUGAAUUCCUUCCCCCUGAGGCUUCUCUCCUCUCGGAGGUGGAGACUGCAAUGCUCUUUAGAGAUCAACAAGCUGAUUUCUCCAGCCACGUUCUGUCCCUAACCAGUGGAGCACAGCAGACCUGGUCUUUUGAGACCUCGCAUCGAAGAUGGCUCAGGCACCAACAGUCAUCGUGACUCAACCUGGAUUUGUCCGUGCUCCCCAAAAUUCCAACUGGCAGACCAGCCUGUGUGAUUGCUUCAGUGACUGCGGAGUCUGCCUCUGUGGGACCUUUUGCUUCACUUGUCUUGGAUGUCAAGUGGCGGCCGACAUGAAUGAGUGUUGUCUGUGUGGAACAACGGUGGCCAUGAGGACUCUCUACCGAACCCGAUACGGCAUUCCUGGAUCCAUUUGUGAUGACUACAUGGUGACCCUCUUCUGUCCUGUUUGCUCUGUGUGCCAAAUCAAGAGAGACAUUAACAAGAGGAGAGCCAUGAACGCUUUCUAAAGAGCUGGAUGGCGAGAGCUCCGGCCGAUGCAGCUCAACUCAGCACACACCCCUUCAGCCCGAGUCUUUCCAAAGAGAUGGGAUGGAUCCAUUUAAUUAGAGAACGGUGAAAUCUUUCUAAUUGGGCCUUUUGAUUUAUUUUAAAUGGAUGUCAGUCUUUGACUUGGUUUCUUCUUGCUCCCAUAUCAUCAAAUAUUGGAGCCUAUAAUUUUUUUACCUUACAUUUUAAGUAGAAACCAAAUAAAAGAUUUUGCUAAGAAGA
Mus pahari (shrew mouse) is the source of this 889-nucleotide messenger RNA. It is a transcript of the gene Plac8, whose product is annotated as placenta associated 8. The record is from RefSeq and is a predicted model, not a curated record. Lineage: Eukaryota; Metazoa; Chordata; Mammalia; Rodentia; Muridae. Gene Ontology annotation, biological process: positive regulation of transcription by RNA polymerase II. The transcript is spliced from 5 exons. Bases 289 to 627 code for a protein of 112 amino acids.